Molecule: messenger RNA, 1003 nt
Organism: Benincasa hispida (wax gourd)
Lineage: Eukaryota; Viridiplantae; Streptophyta; Magnoliopsida; Cucurbitales; Cucurbitaceae
Product: Heavy metal transport/detoxification superfamily protein
Molecular function (GO): metal ion binding
Source: RefSeq, a predicted model, not a curated record
CCUGCCCCUCUCAAUUUCUUGAGAGAGAGAGAGAGAGAGAGAGAGCCAAAAAAGUUAUCUUUAGUUAUAUAUAUUCAGUCUGUCCACUCUUAUUAAUAAUGAUAUUCACUUGAUUUCUGCAGUUGGGAUUGGUGAGAGGCAGUUGUGGAAAAGCAUGGAGAGAUAGAUAGAUCACUUUAAAAAACCAAGAAUUUUGUGAUCCUUUUGAGUUUGAGUGUUGUUUUGUAGUGAUGGGGAAGAAGCUGAAGAAAAUGGCAAAGGUCUUUGAUUGUUUCAGUCCCUCAUCUUGUACUUCUUCCACCUCUUGUUUUUGCAUAAACUCCAUGGAAGUUCAAGAUGAAGAAGAUGAGUUUUUUGACAAACAGCCACUCAUUGCCACCAACACCAAGGACAAUCAAUUGCUCACAUUGAAGGAUGUUGUCAAUGGCAACCAGACCUUAGCCUUUCAACUCAAGCCCAAGAUGGUGACACUGAGGGUGUCCAUGCACUGUAAAGGCUGUGCAAGAAAAGUGGAGAAACACAUUUCAAAGAUGGAAGGAGUGAGCUCGUACACAAUAGACUUGGAGACGAAGAUGGUGAUAAUUAUUGGAGACAUUCUGCCGUUUGAAGUGGUGGAGAGCGUUUCUAAAGUCAAAAACGCACAGCUUUGGCAAUCUUCCCUAGCUUCAUAAUCAUAAUCAUCAUCAUUAUUAUUCAAUAUCCACAAAUUAAUUAAAAUAUAUUAUUUAUUAAUUAGAAAUGUGUACAUUUUUUUUUUUUUUUGGUAAAAGUAGAACAGAGGGAUCGGAAUUUUGCGGAGAAUAUUUUCGUAUUCUCUGUAAUUUUGUGUUUUUAAUUUCGAUAUUCUAUAUAUCGACUAUUAUACUAUAAAUUGACCGUAUGUGAUGCGAUUUAAUUUAUAGGAAUUUUUAAUAGGUAGAAUGUUGAGUAUUUAUAUGUUUGUCUGCGCAAAAGAAUUAAUGUUUCUAACUUAAAUACAUGCAUAUAUGUUUUAUGUUUACCA